Molecule: messenger RNA, 1539 nt
Organism: Peniophora sp. CBMAI 1063
Lineage: Eukaryota; Fungi; Basidiomycota; Agaricomycetes; Russulales; Peniophoraceae
Source: the annotation of a GenBank genome assembly
AUGCUCGCGCCGGGCCCCAUAAUGAACCUGAAGGGCGACAUACUGCUCGAACUAUUCGCUCUGAUCGCGACCACAGACGUCCCGCACGUUCUACCUUGGGUCGAUCCCGGACCUCUGAAGUACCACCUCGGAUGGGUCCGUUUGACGCAUGUCUGUCGCCUAUGGCGUGUGAUCCUCGUGAACGAGAUGCCUCAGCUUUGGGCGGACGCGGUGUGCAGGAUGCCACCGGCGCAAAACACCAUGCUCGGGCGGGCGCGUGGCCGCCCUCUCACCUUGAACCUCAACAUAUCUCUCGGCCAGUAUCUCAAUCUUCCUUCCGGUCACGUCCACCAUGAACGACUGUACAACUUCGCUCUUGCGAACAUCGCUCAAGCCGAAGCCUUUCACGCAUUGCACGCAACCCUCGAUCGGGACUGGCCCCUAGUUCUGGCGGAUAGGCGGGUACCAUUGCUGAAGUAUCUGGAGCUCAAACGACAACCGCGUGGAGACGACGAUAGUAGGCCGGUGCUCAAAUCAUUCGAUGCGCCGAAUCUCUUGUGGGUUCGACUUCAAGAUAUAGCAAUGACCUUCACGUCCACUUCUAUUCGCCACCUGUACAUAUUCGGACACCAGAUAUUCUGCAACCCGGAUUGGUCAAUACUGGACGUGCUUAGCCGUCUCCCUCUUCUUGAGUGGCUCGAACUGGAUCAGCAACCGUACGAGCGGCUCGAUUAUACACGAUAUGAAGGCCCUCCGAUCACUCUCGAGCGCCUGAAGCUUCGUCGCCUAUAUGGCAACGCCAAAUCCGACAUGGUCACAUUCGCGAAACAUCUGCCCAUCUCUGAGCAGAUGCGCUCUCAGAUGCGAGAGUUGUUCUAUGCUCACAUCGUCACGGAUCGCGAGAACUGGGAGGACGACUUCGUCGCGGCUUUCGGACCUUCCCUCGAUACCCCAUCCUUUGACGGUAUGCUGGUUUGUGAUGAAGGGGACAAGACGCUCGUCUGCACAUUUCCUGUGUGCGAAAAACCAGAACUCGCACCCGGCGGAUGCAGGCAACAUGCCGACCUUGCCAUCCUCAUUGACGAUGAGCCCUCGCGCGUCAGAAUCGGGUUGGCGGCGCUGAGGCACAUCGAUGCAUCGCAUAUCAAGCAAUUGGCUUACGGCUUGGAAGUUCCCGGCGAGUACAGAACCGAGACGGUAGAAACAUUACGCGCGUUUUCAGCCGUCACCGACUUUGCAGCCCUGACGGGAGAUGUGCUUUCGUUGCUGUCUGCUCGGGAGGACGGCUUCGUGUUGUUUCCAAACCUCGAGUCACUUCACGCAGGCAUGGAGGCACCCUCCACCAUGGAAGAGCUGCAUGCAUGGUGGGAUAUGCUCGCUAGAAUCAUCAGUGAGCGGUCUGCAGCGGCCAUCUUCAUACGCCGCAUUCGACUUGCCGAUGGUUGGAAACAAGUUGUAUGGAAUCAGGAGUUCGCAGUGGUUGAUGCCAUGAGGAAGGCAAGUGUGGAGCUUCUUGGUGUUGAGGUUCAUGACGAUCGCCACAACAUUGUACGGAGUUGA